Messenger RNA from Opisthorchis viverrini, 2682 nucleotides. RefSeq lists its product as hypothetical. Gene Ontology annotation, cellular component: intracellular anatomical structure; spliceosomal complex. The transcript is spliced from 13 exons. Bases 15 to 2312 code for a protein of 765 amino acids. Gene Ontology annotation, molecular function: RNA binding; RNA helicase activity; ATP binding. The record is from RefSeq and is a predicted model, not a curated record. Lineage: Eukaryota; Metazoa; Platyhelminthes; Trematoda; Opisthorchiida; Opisthorchiidae.
AAAAUUUCAGCACAAUGUCGUCUCGGCAUCGGAUUGACAUUGGCGAAUCGAAACCGCGCAAGUCCAGAAGAUCUGUUGUUCAUUUGAAUGGUGAACGGUACGACGAACUAGACCUGGAAACGUUUACUGAUGGCCCGGAUGGAUAUUCCAAUCGUGAAAGGUCGCGGUCACCUGAGAGAAAUAAUUCCAAAGCCCAUAUGCCAAUUCCCACCUCUUAUUCCGUACAGGUCAAUCCAUACAAUGGAAAGCCCUUUUCAGCCAGAUAUUUUGACCUGUUUCGAAAGCGCAUCCAGCUACCAGUAUGGGAGUACAAGGAAAAUUUUUUCAAAGUAAUUUCGGAAAAUCAGGUCACAGUCCUGGUGGGUGAAACCGGCUCAGGAAAGACCACUCAAAUACCACAGUGGUGUUUAGAGUGGAUCACUGGCCGUUAUCCAACCAAAAAGGCAGUUGCUUGUACUCAGCCGAGGCGUGUAGCCGCCAUGUCUGUGGCUCAACGUGUCUCAGAAGAAAUGGACGUUGAGCUUGGUCAGGAGGUGGGUUACAGCAUUCGAUUCGAAGAUUGCACCUCCUCCCGUACCGUGAUGAAGUAUAUGACCGAUGGUAUGCUGUUACGUGAAGGCAUGUCAGACCCUCUCCUCGAAGCCUACGGCGUUGUCUUGUUGGACGAGGCUCACGAGCGCACAUUGGCAACUGACAUCCUGAUGGGUUUGCUCAAAGAAAUUAUCAAGCAACGGUUGGAUUUGAAAAUAGUAGUCAUGAGUGCCACACUGGAUGCCGGAAAGUUUCAAGACUACUUCCUCAAAGCCCCGCUUAUGACAGUUCCCGGACGUACACAUCCGGUGGAGAUCUUCUACACCCCGGAACCAGAACGAGAUUAUUUGGAGGCUGCUAUUCGAACUGUGAUACAAAUUCACAUGUGUGAGGAAGUUGAGGGAGAUAUUCUGCUAUUUCUGACAGGCCAGGAGGAGAUCGAGGAGGCUUGCAAACGGAUACAGCGGGAAGUCGAGGGUUUGGGUCCGGAUGUUGGUGAACUUCGGUGUAUACCUCUUUAUUCUACCCUCCCCCCAAACUUACAACAACGUAUUUUCGACCCACCUCCACCAAAGCGUGCCAAUGGAGCAAUAGGAAGAAAAGUGGUCGUAUCAACAAACAUUGCAGAAACGUCACUCACUAUCGAUGGUGUCGUGUUCGUGAUCGAUCCGGGGUUCGCCAAACAAAAAGUCUACAACCCUCGCAUUCGUGUGGAAUCUUUGCUGGUAACAGCGAUCAGUAAAGCCUCAGCUCAACAGCGUGCGGGUCGCGCCGGAAGAACGAAACCGGGGAAAUGUUUCCGACUGUACACCGAGAAAGCCUAUGCAAAUGAGAUGCAAGAAAACACAUAUCCAGAGAUCUUACGAUCCAACUUAGGCACAGUCGUACUGCAGUUGAAAAAACUAGGCAUUGAUGACCUAGUCCAUUUUGACUUUAUGGAUCCCCCUGCCCCGGAAACCCUGAUGCGUGCGCUGGAGUUGUUGAACUACCUCGCUGCUCUCGAUGAUGACGGUAACCUUACUGACUUAGGCAGUAUGAUGGCAGAAUUCCCCCUGGACCCCCAGUUGGCCAAAAUGGUGAUUGCCUCGUGUGAUUUCAACUGUUCAAACGAAGUACUCAGCAUAACCGCUAUGCUGUCAGUUCCCCAAUGCUUCGUUCGGCCAGCAGAUGCAAAGAAGUCGGCAGAUGAGGCGAAAAUGAGGUUCGCACACAUUGACGGUGAUCAUCUCACAAUGCUCAACGUCUAUCACGCAUUCAAACAGAAUCACGAAGAUCCGCAAUGGUGUUAUGACAAUUUCGUCAAUUUCCGCUCACUGAAAUCCGCCGACAACGUACGUGUCCAACUGUCGCGAAUCAUGGACAGGUUUUGUCUACGGCGAUCCAGCACGGACUUCAGCUCUCGUGAUUACUACCUCAACAUCCGAAAAGCAUUAGUGUCUGGUUUCUUCAUGCAGGUGGCCCACCUCGAAAGGACUGGACAUUAUCUAACUGUGAAAGACAAUCAAGUUGUGCAGCUCCAUCCUUCAACUGUAUUAGAUCACAAACCGGAAUGGGUUUUAUACAACGAAUUUGUGCUGACCACUAAGAACUACAUCCGCACGGUGACCGAAGUCAAACCUGAUUGGCUUGUCAGAAUUGCUCCCCAGUAUUACGACAUGUCAAAUUUCCCCGAAUGUGAAGCCAAACGCCUCCUAGAACGGAUCGUUCAACGAAUUCAAAACAAGCGACUUCAGCAAGAACAAAAGCAAGCUCAAGAGGCCAAAGCCAAGGUGUCUGCAUAGCCCUCAAGACUGUUUCUGGGGCGACGGUUUCCCCAAAGCAGCCCCCAUCCUCCUCUCAUGUAAAACAUAAUUCCAAUACCACAAUAUUCUUGCGUUGGAAGCCCCUCCACACAUUUUUAUAUGCCAUCUUGUUUGCGUAUGGGACUUUCAUCCUCGACAUCAUUGGUGCUGUUGAGCAGUGUCUGAUGGCUCACCAUUGUACCAAUCUUUGUCUGUCUGUACCAGUGCAAAUAUAGUUUGAGUUAUUGUAAGGCAACCAGUGGUGUUUUCGAUCUUACCUCUAUUUUCAAUUUCAAGGCGGUCGUUGUUGCCCUUAGAAGAGGGUCUGUUCGAAAUAUCUGUUGUAGAAUCUGCAAGAACUGUGGGGUUG